This is a messenger RNA of Mycotypha africana, 3000 nucleotides long. Its product is annotated as Saccharopine dehydrogenase-domain-containing protein. Bases 52 to 2886 code for a protein of 944 amino acids. Gene Ontology annotation, molecular function: saccharopine dehydrogenase activity. The record is from RefSeq and is a predicted model, not a curated record. NCBI's taxonomy places the organism in Eukaryota, Fungi, Mucoromycota, Mucoromycetes, Mucorales, Mycotyphaceae. The transcript is spliced from 19 exons. Gene Ontology annotation, cellular component: cytoplasm.
CUUGCUUUUUUUAUUCGUCUCAUUUUAAAUCGUUCAAAAAAAAAAAAAAAAAUGCUAUCUAUUCAAAAGCAUCGUAUUUUCGAUACAUAUCAUAAAACACUCAUUAGAAAACGUUAUGCUUCUCAAAGCAGCAUUGGUAUUAGACGAGAGGAUAAGAGUCGCUGGGAACGACGUGCAGCCUUAACUCCCAGUUCCGUCAAAAGACUCAUUGAAGAAACAGGAGCUCAAGUCUACGUACAGCCGAGCACGAAGCGUAUAUUUUCUAUCGAAAGUUAUGAAAAAGCUGGAGCUAUCAUUAGCGAAGAUAUAUCCAAAGCAGACAUCAUUUUGGGUAUCAAAGAAGUUCCUGAAGCAGCUUUGAUUGAUGGAAAAACAUAUCUGUUCUUUUCUCAUACUCACAAAGGCAAUGAAAAGAACAUGCCGAUGCUUCAAAGUAUUAUUGAUAAGAAUAUAAGAUUGAUCGACUAUGAGUUAAUGAAAGACGCAACGGGUAGGAGACUCGUGGCUUUCGGCAAGUUUGCAGGAAAUGCCGGUAUGGUGGAUAUCUUUCACGGAAUGGGUCAGCGAUUUUUGGGUAUGGGAUAUAGCAGUCCUUUCAUGUAUAUGCCAAUGGCGCACACAUUCCCAACUAUAGCUGAAGCAAAAGCGGCAAUAGCUAGAAUGGGGAAUAUCAUUAGAGAAAAUGGCACUGCUAAGGAUUUUGGACCUCUGGUGUAUGCUUUUACAGGUUCAGGAAAUGUGGCUCAGGGGGCUAUGGAAAUGUUCAAAGAGACACCACAUGAAUUCGUUCCUGCAGAAGACCUUCCCAAGUUGAUGAAUGAUAAGAAUCCGAACUUGAACAAAUUAUACGCUACACAACUAGAAGUAACGGAUUACAUGGUACAUAAAGACAGUAAGGAAGCUCUUACUUGUCAAGAAGAGUACUUUUCGCAACCGAACAACUAUAUGUCAAACUUCCAACAUAAGAUUGCACCUUAUGUGAAUUGUGUCAUUACUGGUGCGUAUUGGGACAAGAGAUACCCACGUACUUUGACCAAUCAACAAUUACUCGAAAUCGAAAGGAUGAAACAGAAAGGAUUGAUGAAUAAAGGAAAGAUGAUGAGUUUAGCUGACAUCGUGUGCGACAUAAGGGGAGCCUUCGAAUGCUUGUCACACUGUACAAAUGUGGAUGAUGGCUUUUAUUACUAUGAUGCCAUAAAAGAUAUGGAACAUAAAAAUGCUGAAGGGGAUGGAAUACAGAUUAUGGGCAUUGAUAUUCUUCCUGCAGAAUUUCCUAUCGAGAGCAGUGAAUAUUUCAGUACCGCACUAUAUCCCUUUAUUAAAGAAAUGGUUAUGAAGCCUCCUAAGGCUGCACUUUCCCAACUCUCACCACUGUUACAAAAAGCUGCUAUCACGGAGAGUGGAAGUUUAACGAAAGAUCAUAUGGAUUUAAAAUCAAAAUUACCCGGUUUGAAGAGUACACCCAAAAUCACCAAGAAUAGUAAAAAAACCGUUCUGUUAUUAGGCUCAGGCAUGGUUGCUGCUCCGUUAGUUGAUUAUUUAGCAAAAAGGCCUGAUGUCCAUAUUAUCGUUGCAAGCAACAGAAUGAGCGAGGCAAAUACAUUAACAACGGCCUAUUCAAAUGCAGAAUCAGCUCUUUUAACCAUUGAAGAUAAUGACUCUUUAUUGCGCUUGGUUAGUAAAGCAGAUGUUGUUGUGAGCCUGGUUCCCGCAUUUUUACACACAAAGGUAGCUCAUGCGUGUAUCGAACAAAGAAAAGAUAUGGUUACUGCGAGUUAUGUAUCUAAAGAAAUGGAAGAGCUCGAGACAAAAGCACAAAAGGCCGGUAUUUUGAUGAUGAACGAAGUAGGGUUAGAUCCUGGCAUUGACCAUAUGUCAGCAAUGAAAAUAAUAGACGAAGCUAAAAAUAAGGGAUCCAAGAUUCGGUCUUUCAUUUCUUGGUGUGGUGGAUUACCAUCCCCUGAGGCGUCGAAUGUACCACUUGGAUACAAAUUCAGUUGGUCCCCAAGAGGAGUACUCACUGCAAGCGGUAAUGAUGCUAUUUAUUGGUCAAAUGGAGAGGAAAAGAGGAUAGCUGGUGCCGAUCUUUUGAAGAACCAUUUCCCCUUGGUUCAGACUCCUUAUGCUGGUUUUGUUUUUGAGGGUCUUGCAAAUAGAAAUUCCUUAGGAUAUGCCGAUAUUUAUGGCUUGGGAGAUGUUACGAAAAUGGAUACAAUGUUCAGAGGGACUCUACGAUAUCAAGGCUACUCGGAUCUUUUGUAUGCAUUCCGAAAACUUGGUUUCCUUGACCUCUCUCAUCCGACAGAUAUUAGCUCAUGUGGCACUUGGAUGAAUUAUUUUGACCAUGUCAUCACACAUGGUAGCUCAUUUCUUACCGCCGAGGAAAGACAAGACCGUGUGACGAAUAGAUUAGGUUUACCGCGCGAGCAUCCUAUGUCUGAAAAACUGUGGGCUUCAAUCGCUUACCUGUUUGAUACAAACGAAGAAUUGACUGCUGCACAAGGUGAUACUGCAUUGGACCUAUUUUCAAAGCUAUUAGCGAAAAGACUAAAAUAUAAUGAAGGCGAGAAGGAUAUGGUCGCCAUGCAUCACGAAUUCGAAAUUGAGCAUCGCUCUGGCAAAAAGGAGAAGCUGACAUCUACACUUAUGCGUUAUGGUGACGAUAAAUACACUGCUAUGGCUAAAACGGUCGGAUUACCAGCUGCUAUGGCUGUUGAGUUGAUUUUGGACAAUCGUAUCCCUGAAAGAGGUAUACAAAGACCAACACAGCCUCAUGUGUAUUUGCCCAUUCUGGACCAGCUCGAAAUGCAUGGUAUCAAAUUUGUGGAGAGUUCGCAACCUUUCCAUUCUGUUAAAUUAGAUGCUUGUGGCUCGAACACAUGGUAAAUUACAGCAAAUGGUUUCUCCAUGUUGAUUGGUGUGGAUAAAAUAAAAGCUUUACUGUCAAUCUACGCACAUUAUCUUUUGUGAGAAAGGGCUUUUCAAAUAGGCCUUACUGGU